Acanthocheilonema viteae is the source of this 387-nucleotide messenger RNA. NCBI's taxonomy places the organism in Eukaryota, Metazoa, Nematoda, Chromadorea, Rhabditida, Onchocercidae. The record is from the annotation of a GenBank genome assembly.
AUGGAUGAUAAUUCAACUGAUGAUGUACUACGGAAUAUUAUCACCAGGUACGAAUAUGAAGAAGAUGAAUUUCUACGAGAACUGGAACGUAUGCGUGAUCAAAUUCCCGAGAGAACGUCAUUAUGUGAGGAAGUUCCAAUACUCGGAGCAUUGUGUAGUUUGGUUGGUGAAAUUAGCAAACUUCGUCGAGAGAAUGAAGCAUUACGUUAUCGGCUUAGUGUAGCAGUUGAGCCAAAACGUAGUGUUGUCCAUCGAGUUAGUGCUAUUCUGGAAGGUCGAAGUAAUAUUAUCCCGAAAAUUAUGGGCCGACGAACUUCUCAUCAACGUGAAAUACGAAGUGGCGCACGUGAACGCUUAUCUACACCACCACAUAAGGCAAGCUACUAA